Messenger RNA from Guillardia theta CCMP2712, 1227 nucleotides. RefSeq lists its product as hypothetical. The record is from RefSeq and is a predicted model, not a curated record. Gene Ontology annotation, molecular function: methyltransferase activity. The transcript is spliced from 6 exons. Bases 37 to 996 code for a protein of 319 amino acids. Gene Ontology annotation, biological process: methylation. NCBI's taxonomy places the organism in Eukaryota, Cryptophyceae, Pyrenomonadales, Geminigeraceae.
CCUGUGGUCGUCUUGGCUGGAGCUUGCAUCUUGGCAAUGUCUGUUGCUGCUUUUCUUUUGAACAAACCGAGUAGGGCGUAUCAAGCUGGAGAGAAUACCGUCGGGAAGGAGUACGAUGCUUGGACCGAGGAGGGGAUCUUGGAGUACUACUGGGGUGAGCACAUUCAUCUCGGCUUUUACAACAAAUCAGACAUUCAGAACAUCAAAAACCCUAUCAAGAGCUCGGCUGUGUUUAAGGAGACCAAGUACAAGUUCAUAGAUGAGAUGUACAAGUGGAGUGGAGCUGAAGCUGGUGGCAACAAGCCCUUGAAGGUGCUCGACGUUGGGUGCGGCAUCGGAGGAACCUCAAGAUAUCUCGCAAAGAAACUGGGAGGAGACACCAAAGUCACGGGAAUCACUCUGUCCCCCAAUCAGGUUCAACGAGCUACCGAGCUUGCCAAGGAGAAGGGCCUUGACAACGUUGAGUUCAAAGUGAUGGAUGCUCUCAAGAUGGAGUUUCCUGACAACACUUUCGACCUUGUGUGGGGAUGUGAAUCUGGUGAACACAUGCCGGACAAGUACAAGUACGUCGAGGAGAUGACGAGGGUGCUGAAGCCCGGCGGGACUCUUGUGAUAGCGACCUGGUGCCAACGUGAAACUCCUCCAGAGUUCACUGAGAGUGAAAAGGACAAGUUGAAAUUCCUGUAUGAGGAGUGGGCGCAUCCAUACUUCAUCUCUAUCGAGGAGUACGAGAGGCACUGCAAGAAGACCGGCAAGCUUGAGGCCAUCAGCGGCGCAAACUGGGUCAAGGAGACCAUCCAUGCUUGGCGGCACUCAAUCUGGGUUGGCAUCUGGGACCCCUGGAUUGUCAUCUGGAAGGGUUUCACCAGCAAAGUUGGGCCCUGGAUCUGGUGGAAGGUGAUCCGUGAGAUCGUGACUCUUGAGAGAAUGCACAGAGCCUUUGACAGCGGCUUGAUGACCUACGGCAUGAUCAGGGCAAAGAAACAGCAGGCCUGAGUUAUGGACAUGCGGGGCGAGAGGGAUUCAGAAGAGAUGAGAGGUAUGGUGUGACAAGGAGGACAGCCUUGCCUGCCCACAGGAUAUGUCGCAGCAAACAGAGAACUCGGUUGUUGUUAGCCCUGCUGGAUCAGAGUGUCGCUCCUUUGAUCGCUUCUACUUCCAUAACUCAUCACAAUCCCACCAGCUCCUUUGACUUAGCUCUUUUAUGAAAGUAAAUGUGACAACCUC